AUGGCCAACUCAACUUUGAGAGGUGCGAAAUCUAUACACGGUGGUAAUCCACAGUACCUCAUAGAAAAAGUAAUUCGAGCUAGGAUAUACGAUUCUCUCUAUUGGAAAGAACAGUGUUUCGCUCUAACCGCCGAGUCGAUAAUAGAUAAAGCAAUAGCAUUGAAAUCUAUAGGAGGAGUUACAGAUCGUAAUACCCCUACACCAUUCAUCUCACUCACCUUGAAACUGUUGCAACUUCAACCUGAGAAAGAGAUUCUGAUAGAGUAUCUACUGGCAGAGGAAUUCAAAUAUCUACGAGCACUAGCUGCAUUCUACAUACGUCUUACGUUCCGUUCCAUGGACAUCUACGAAAUACUAGAACCGUUGAUGAAAGAUUAUAGGAAAUUGAGAGUAGCUCAUUCAGGUGGAUACUCAUUGACGUACUUUGACGAAUUCAUAGAUGAUCUCCUGACGAAGGAGAGAGUAUGUGAUAUCAUCUUACCUCGUCUGACACAGCGGAGUGUAUUGGAAGAGACCGAGGGGUUGGAACCUAGAAAAAGUUUAUUGGAGGAAGAAGAGGAAGAGAAGGAAGCCCGUUCAGACGCAUCGUCGCAGCGAUAUAUCUCUCGUUCUCCCUCGCCUGACUUACGCCGUGCAAGAUCAAGAUCACGGUCACGAUCUAUAUCUUCAGAUGGAUCAGAUAGGAACAGGUAUAUAUCCAGAUCACCUUCUCGAUCCAGAUCAAGAUCAAGAUCGAUCGAUAGUGGUGAAGAGGGUGAUACGAGGGAUAGGUACAUCAGUAGGAGUCCGUCAGUAUCACCUGAUAGAAUGUUGGUGGAUCAGGAAGAAGAUGAUGAGAGAUUAGAAGGGGAUGUGUAA
Messenger RNA from Kwoniella botswanensis, 858 nucleotides. RefSeq lists its product as uncharacterized. Gene Ontology annotation, cellular component: precatalytic spliceosome. The record is from RefSeq and is a predicted model, not a curated record. Lineage: Eukaryota; Fungi; Basidiomycota; Tremellomycetes; Tremellales; Cryptococcaceae. The transcript has 5 exons. Bases 1 to 858 code for a protein of 285 amino acids.